This is a messenger RNA of Dioscorea cayenensis subsp. rotundata (Guinea yam), 2250 nucleotides long. RefSeq names its product putative disease resistance protein RGA3. The transcript is spliced from 3 exons. Gene Ontology annotation, biological process: defense response to other organism. The coding region runs from base 1 to 2250 and encodes 749 amino acids. Gene Ontology annotation, molecular function: ADP binding. The record is from RefSeq and is a predicted model, not a curated record. NCBI's taxonomy places the organism in Eukaryota, Viridiplantae, Streptophyta, Magnoliopsida, Dioscoreales, Dioscoreaceae.
AUGAGUGUGAAUCAGAAGUUGACAAAAGAUGAGCAUGGAAAAAAUGUAGACCCAAGUCUUUAUAGAAGCAUGAUUGGAAGCUUACUCUACCUCACAGUCAGCAGGCUAGAUAUGUCUUUCAGUGUUGGAGUUCGUAUACGAUAUCAAGCAACACCGAAGGAGUCUCAUUCGAAAGCUAUUAAACGUAUCAUUAAAUAUGUUCAUGGUACUACAGAAUAUGGAAUUUGGCAUUCAAAAGACUCCAACUCACAUCUUGCGGGUUAUAGUGAUGCAGAUUGGGCAAGAAACAUUGAUGAUAGAAAAAGCACCUCAGGAGGAUGUUUCUACCUUGGUGCACCGAAGCCACAAAAAUUAGUGGAGAUUGGUAAAAGGAUUGCUGAGAAAUGUGGAAGAUUACCACUUGCUAUACAAGUGUUGGGGUGUAUUAUGUGUUAUAAGAGAGAAGAAAGUGAAUGGCAGGCCAUGUUGGAAAAUAUUGAAACAUGGAAGUUUCAACAUACGAAAAAUAAAAUCAUGCCAGAGCUGUGGCAAAGCUAUGUUGAUUUGCCUACUCAUUUAAAGAAAUGUUUUGCCUUUUGCGCCAUAUUUCCAAAGGAUUACAAUAUUGAGGAAGUGAAGCUGAUUCAGUUAUGGAUGGCUCAUGGGUUUAUUGCAUCUCAAAAAGGAGACAAUAUGGAAGUUAAAGGGCGAGAGAUUUUUAGGGAGUUGAUAAAGCGAUCUCUUUUGCAAAAUGAGUGCUUUGUUCAUUCAAGUAAAAAAGGAAGUGUGUGUAAGAUGCAUGAUCUCAUCCAUGAUCUGGCAUACUUUGUUAUGGAGAAUGAAUGCUUCCCAUCAUUGAACAUCAGUGCAGGUCCCGAAAUUCUAAUAUCACUAUGUCAUUUGACUUUUUAUGCUGACUCUUAUGUUGACGAAAAUUAUUACCAAGGUGAUUGCUCCAUCAUUCAUACUGUGCGAUAUUGUCCAGGAAACUUAAGUGUGUUGUCAAAGCUGAAGUUGCUGAGAGUGCUUGACUUGAGUUAUGCAUACAUUGAUGGGUUGCCUGCAUCGAUAGAGCAUUUGCAUCAUCUAAGAUACCUCGAUAUUUCUUAUACUCUUAUUAGGAAACUACCAGAAUCCAUCGGUAUGCUAGUUAAUCUGCAGACAUUUACUCUCUAUGGUUGUCGUGAACUUUCUGAGCUUCCCAAGAGCAUAACAUACAUGAACAAUAUUAGACACCUUCUUUUUUAUUGUAGUACACAGUUGGAGGCAUUCCCUGCUAAUUUGAGUCAAUUACCAAACUUGAAAACACUACUAGUACAUAAUGUAGAAGAUGAUGUAGAGAACAAUAUUAGACAAUUAAAGUCCUUGAAUCCCUUCGGUGAACUUGCUUUGUAUAAUCUCCAGAAGGUGAAGAAUGCUGAUGAUGCUAGAAAAGCUGAUACGGAAUGGGAUAAGCUCCCUCCACUAGAGAUAUUACCCUGUCUUGAGCAUCUCAGGCUGUUGAAAAUGGAUGGCAUCAAACACAUUGUUAAUGUCAGAGAAGGCAAUGUACCGCAAUCAUUCCCUGCAUUGAAGAAGUUGAUUUUAGAUGGAAUGAAGAACUUAGAGGGGUGGUGUGUGGAGGAGGCUGGAGAGGCAAAUCUAUACUUGCUUCCGGGCCUCAUUCAGAUAAAGAUUACUAAAUACCCCAAGUUGACAACAACCAUGACAUCCAUUCCAACUCUCCAAGAGUUACAUAUGGAUAAUUCAUUCUGUGAGACACAAAUCUCUGGCAUGUCCUGGGAAAGAAGGUUCUUCAAGCAUUUGAAAUCUCUUCGGAGUUUGAGUAUAAAAUAUUGUACCGAGGAGUUGGUUUUAUUGCUGGAAAAUGAAGAGGAUAUAAGAGCCAUGAAGUCAUCACUUGAGAGUUUAGAGAUUUUUUAUUGCAAUCAGUUAUCAUUGAGAUUGGUUUUGCAGAACCUUCCAUCUCUAAGAGACCUACAGGUGAAGUCGCUUGAAAAGCUAGUGUCUUGGCCAGACGAGUUGCAAGGCAUGAACUCCCUCAAUAAUCUGACAAUUAGUUCUUGUAAGAAAUUGACCAGUAUAUCAUCACAAGGUGACUGCGGUCCACCUUUUCUGAAGUGUCUUUGGGUUUUUGGCUAUGAUGCCCUUAGAGAAUUGCCCAUGUGCCCCAAAUCUCUCCAAUCCUUGAUUAUUACCGAUUGUCGAGUAAUGGAGUCUUUGUGGCCAGAAAUGGGGCACCUUACUUCUAUCCACAUUAGAAGUGUGUGA